AUGUUACGUCAACUUAUUCCAUUUGUACUUUUGUUAUUAUGGAGGAUUGAAGCUAGACCACAGGGUGGUGGAGAAGAACCGAUUCCUAUUUCAAAAGACACAUCAUCUAGAAGAGCUUCGUAUAACCAUUCACCAAGUGAAUUCGCGAGAGCCCCAGUAGAAGAAACGACACAUAAACCAAGAAGAAGGCAUAGACAUCGUCAACCAAGUUAUGACGAGGCACACGAAAAGCAAAUGGAGCAAUGGAGGCAACAAAGAAAAGAGGCGAAUAAGGCUCGUCAAGCACAGUAUGAUCAGUACUAUCAGGAUUAUUUUGAUAGAAUGAAGCAGUAUGCGAUCAAUACACAUGUCAGUAGGUAUAACCAGUUGUUGGCUCAACAAGAAAAAGAGAAACAACGAUUCGCUCAAAAUAUGGAAGAGUUUGGAUUGAGAAGUUCCGCGUUAGGCAUCGAUCGCGCGGAUAUUGACUCUGGCACAACUGUUUCACAGAGACCGAGUUCUCCAUUCGGAGGAAUAACCGAUAAAGCACAACUUGAAGAACGAGCAAAAGCAGCUGAUGUACGUGGAAUGAUCGUGAACAGACCUCCAUCUGCAGUCGAACCACGACCAGAAGAUAUUGAUGUUCAUAGAAAGGCUCUUCAUUUGGAAGCUCUCUGCAAUAGAUUCCUCCCAACUGUCAGAAAACAUUGUUUCAGUGGAAAUAAGACAGAAGAGAGAUAUGGAAGCAAAUGCAAGGGAUAUUUCCAUGAUUGUCAAAGAUUCCUUCCAAAAUCUGAUCCACUUUAUAAUAUUGCCUAUGCUUUCAAUUCAAAUGUUGGUUUGAAUUUGGGAACAUGGAGUGUAAAAGGAAUUCCAUAUUACCCAAUUAAUGAAGAAGGAGCAAUUGGAGCUGGAAGAGAAAUGAAUAUUCCAUUUGGAUCAUGGGGUGGAGGAUACUCGGAUCACAUUGGAGUCAGAGAUUACUGGUCUCAAUACCAGGAGAUCGGAGCGAAUUGGUAUGAAGGAAAGUAUGGAUACAAGUCUGGAUGGAGUGUUCCAUUGGUUCAAUCAUUGGGAAUUGAAGGAGAUACUCAUGCAGUUGUGAGUGUUCCAUUGAAACCAGGAGAGGCUGGAAAACCGAUUGGUGUGGAUGUCGGAGGAGGAGUUGGUCCAUACUACCAACAGAAUCAACAUGUUGGAGUGGACUAUCUCAAUGGACAAGUUGGAACGAAUUUCGGUGUUGGAGUACCGAUGGCUGGAGUUGGAGUAAAUACAGGAGUUGGUGUUUCGUUCCCAGGAGUCAAUGAUAUAAUGGGAAAAAAGAAGAGAAAAUAG
Molecule: messenger RNA, 1314 nt
Organism: Caenorhabditis remanei
Lineage: Eukaryota; Metazoa; Nematoda; Chromadorea; Rhabditida; Rhabditidae
Exons: 6
Coding region: 1-1314 (437 amino acids)
Source: RefSeq, a predicted model, not a curated record